Acytostelium subglobosum LB1 is the source of this 1500-nucleotide messenger RNA. RefSeq lists its product as hypothetical. The annotation marks the transcript as partial. The transcript has 2 exons. NCBI's taxonomy places the organism in Eukaryota, Evosea, Eumycetozoa, Acytosteliales, Acytosteliaceae. Gene Ontology annotation, molecular function: protein binding; nuclear import signal receptor activity. The record is from RefSeq and is a predicted model, not a curated record. Gene Ontology annotation, biological process: NLS-bearing protein import into nucleus. Gene Ontology annotation, cellular component: nucleus; cytoplasm.
GAGAGAAUGUUGAAAUCAAUGACAGAGAGAGAAGAUCAGAGGAAGAGUCAGUACAAGAAGAUUAUAGAUGCUGAUGAUGCCCGUCGUAAAAGAGAAGAGUUGGCAAUCUCAAUCAGAAAGCAAAAUAGAGAACAGAACUUGGCAAAGAAGAGACUUGAGAGCUUACCUGCGAUGGUUAGAGGAGUACAAUCAAAUAACUAUGAACAGGUACUUCAGUCGACUAUUCAGUUCAGGAAGUUGUUGUCGAUUGAGAGAUCACCACCAAUUCAGGAUGUGAUUGAUACUGGAGUCGUUCCACUGUUUGUUCAGUUCCUGCACAGAGCCGAGUUCCCUCAGCUCCAGUUUGAAGCGGCGUGGGCAUUGACAAACAUUGCAUCUGGAUCGGCCCAGCAGACAAAGGUCGUCAUUGACAAUGGCGCCGUGCAGGUCUUUGUGCAGCUGAUGAACUCACUAAACGACGACGUCAGAGAGCAGGCCGUCUGGGCGCUCGGCAACAUUGCUGGAGACUCGCACGAGUGCCGCGACAUGGUCCUAUCGUGCGGCGCACUCCCACCCUUGCUCAACCAGUUCUAUGGCCAGCCCAAGCUCAGCAUGAUUAGAAACGCCACAUGGACACUCUCCAACUUCUGCCGUGGCAAGCCACCCCCCGCAUUUGACGUCGUGCGCAUCUCCCUCAACGCCCUCGCCAACCUGAUCUACAACAACGACGAGGAGGUCCUGAUCGACGCGUGCUGGGCACUCAGCUACCUCUCGGACGGCCCCAACGAGAAGAUCUUGGCCGUGCUCGAAGCCGGCGUCGCCCGUCGCAUGGUCGAGCUUCUGGACCACCCAUCGUGCGCCGUCCAGACACCCGCCCUGAGAACCGUCGGCAACAUUGUCACUGGUGAUGACACCCAGACCCAAGCCAUCCUCAACGUGUCGGCCCUGCCCUUCCUCCAGAAGUUGUUGAUGAGCAACAAGAAGGCCAUCAAGAAGGAGGCCUGUUGGACCAUCUCCAACAUCACUGCCGGCAGCAAGCAGCAGAUUCAAGAGGUGAUUGACGCCAAUGUCGUGCCCUCGCUCGUGUCACUCCUCAGCAACGCCGAGUUUGAGAUCAAAAAGGAGGCCGCCUGGGCCAUCUCCAACGCCACAAGCGGUGGCUCUCUCGAGCAGAUUGACUACUUUGUCAAGCAGGGCUGUGUCAAGCCCCUCUGUGACCUGCUCAGCUGCACCGACGCCCGUAUCAUCAACGUCGCACUGGAGGGCAUCGAGAACAUCCUGACCAACGGACGCCACGACAAUGGCAACCACUACCUGCAAAUCAUCGAGGAGACUGGUGGCGUCCAGAAGAUCGUCGAACUGCAGAACCACAAGAACAGGGAGACGUUUGAGAAGGCCAGUCGCAUCUGCCACAGCUUCUUUGACGACGAAUCGGACGACGAAGACUUCAUGCCAGAGACAACCCAAGGUGGCAACGCAUUCUCCUUCCAAAGUGGUGGAGUCAACAACUCCAACUUUAAC